Trichoderma atroviride IMI 206040 is the source of this 1530-nucleotide messenger RNA. RefSeq lists its product as uncharacterized. The record is from RefSeq and is a predicted model, not a curated record. Lineage: Eukaryota; Fungi; Ascomycota; Sordariomycetes; Hypocreales; Hypocreaceae.
AUGUAUGGCUAUUACUCGUGGACGGCAUCAUCAGCCACACAGGGAGCAGAGUCCCAAAAUGCUGGCAUCUCAAGCACGCCGCCAAUAAAACAACCCUCAACUCACCCUACAAACCUCUUAUCCCUCCUCGCCACAGCGCAAGACAAACAAGUCGACUUCCUCCCCAUACCAUGGGACGAAGCAACCUCCGACCAUGACGGCCAAGCCUCCAUCAGCCAGUCCUUCUUCAACGAAAAGCUCAGCUACGUGUUCAAGCGCCUCCACCGGAACUUCAAGUACCCAGCCGGCGAGAUCGUCGCCCUCAGAGCCGUCAUUUCGAAACCAUCGUGCUGGGACACCCCAAGAUUCGGGGCCAUCCGAAUAUCGUGCGGCUGGUGGGCGUGUGUUUCGAGAUUGACGCGCAGACAAAGAUCCCCGUGGCCUGUGUUGGUGCUGCAAAAGGCGGAGCAUGGGCAUUUGAACGAGUUUUUGAAGUCGCCGAGGGGGAAAGGAUUGAGUCUUCGAGAGGCUGGACUUAUUUUGGAUAUUCUACUCUCCACGCUAGCAACUUAUCAGAAGCGCAAAUCAGACUCCCCUUCUCGAUACCAUGGAAUGCUCCAGAGACAGUCGCAGACCGCGACUGUUUAUCCUCUGUUUAUUAUGCAAAGCUCACCGAUAUCUACUCCUUUGGAAUGUUCUGUUCUUGACCCGCUUCAGAAGAAGAAUCUAUCGAAUUUCUUCUCUUCUGCCACUGCCUUUGAUCCGAAACAUCGACACUUAGAUCUACAGGAAGCGAUGAAAGGGUUUGCUCAGCUUGUGCAAGUCAUGGUGUUUCCCCUCUGGAGAGCUAUGUACAUGUCUGUAAAUUUCUUACAAAACCGCUCCAAGUGUGCCACCCUGGAGAAUCACGGCUUCAGCACCUAUGAAACUUAUAUGCCGUAUCUCAGCGUGCUCCCUCACCACAAAGACUUUGAUGUCGAAAAAGCGCAAAGCAAUCACUACGCCAAGUCUAGCUUCAGCUUAUACGAUGCCUAUUUCCCACACGAGUCAGCAUUUUCUGGGGAAAUCAGCCCUAAUUUCAACGUACAUGUAGCUGAGGCUACUGCUGCUCCUGCUGCUGGAAAACAUAACUCGAAUGCUGGAUCUUUUCCAAAACUAACCAAGGCCAAAGUGGAAUCGUCAUCCGAGGACUCGUGCCCUUUUGCCUUUCAAACGGCCUUUUGCUAUGCCGUUAGGUUCGGCACGGAUAUGGACGAAUCGGAAGCCAGACUCUGGGUCCAGCGGAGCGGUAGAGCCUGGCACGAUCUCAGAAGCGAGAUCGAGGCGUGUAAGGCAGACCUGACGCCCCUGAUAUAUAAGAACCUUGAGACAGAUUUCUCGCCCAUAAGCUACGUGGAUUACUACGAACAGACGAAACAGCUGGCAGAUGUGCUAGAGGUCUACGAUUCUACUGUGCGUGAUACAGUAAUGGUCCUAGGUGAUAGCCACCCGAUGUACUUGCAUCUAAGCCAACUUCGGGAGCUGCUGCUCCUUCGAAAGGGGCAUAGGUAA